CGCCCCCGGUCUCUCCCGCCCACGCUCGCGUCCGCGGAGGGCGUGGCGCCCGUAACCUCUGCGCACUGACGUCGGCGCGCCGACGUGACGUGCUGACGUGGCGCUCUGGGCGCCUCCGCCCUCCCGGGCUCCAGUCCGGCGGCGGGAGGUCUGGGGCGGCGCUUCGGUUUGUGGCAGCCGCCGUGGUGUUAAGGCGCGAGGCCGGUGGGAAGGGCCGGCCCUUGUAGUCUCCUCCUCCGGGUCUGCGGCUCCCCGUCCCAGAUGGACAGGGUGUGCGCCGUGUUCGGAGGCUCCCGGGGCAUCGGCAGGGCGGUGGCCCGCUUGAUGGCCCAGAGAGGCUACCAACUGGCCAUCGUCGCCCGGAAUCUGCAGGGGGCCAGAGCCGCGGCCGGGGACCUGGGCGGAGAUCAUUUGGCAUUGAGCUGUGAUGUUGCCAGAGAACAUGAUGUUCAAACUACAUUUGAAGAGAUAGAGAAGAACUUAGGUCGAGUUAAUUUCUUGGUAAAUGCAGCUGGAAUUAACAGGGAUAACCUCUUAGUAAGGACAAAUGCCGAAGAUAUGCUAUCUCAGCUUCAUACUAACCUCUUGGGCUCCAUGCUGACCUGUAGAGCUGCCGUGAAGACAAUGAUUAAACAGCAGACAGGGUCCAUUGUGAAUGUGGGAAGCGUCGCAGGUGUAAAAGGCAGUUCUGGCCAGUCCGUGUACAGCGCCAGUAAAGGCGGGCUAGUUGCGUUCUCACGCUCUCUUGCUAAAGAAGUAGCAAGAAAGAAAAUUAGAGUGAAUGUCGUUGCACCAGUGUGAACCAGAGGAGAUAAUCCAACAAGGCUAUGUAGGUGAUGUCAUUUGCACACUUCACGCAGUAAUCCCCUACAGUAACUAACGUACUCAUGACCUCAGAGACACUGCUGGUUCGGUUCCAGGCACCGCAGUAGAGAGCAUGUCACAAUGAAGCGAGUCAACAAACCUUUUGGUUUCCCAGUGCAUAUAUAAGCUAUGUUUACACUAUGCUAUAGUCUAUUAAGUGUGCAGUAACACUAUAUCUAUAAAAACAGUGUUCAUACCUUAAUUGAAAAAUACUUGAUUGCUAAAAAAUGCUAACCAUCAUCUGAGCCUUCAAGUCAAGUUGUAGUGCUAACAUCAGAAAUCACUGAUUACAGAUAUCACGGCAAAUACAGUAAUAAUGAAAAAGUUUGAAAUAUUUUGAGAAUUACCAAAAUGUGACACAGAGACAUGAAGUGAGCGAAUGCUAUUGGAAAAAUGGCGCCAAUAGACCUGCUUGAUCCAGGCUUGCCCAAAACCUUCAACUUGUAAAAAACGCAGUGUCUGCAAAGCGCAAUAAAACGAGGUCUGCCUGUACUGCAGAAAGCCAGUGUUUGUACAGAGAAAGAAUGAUCAUAGGUCACAUAUGUUUGUUUCCAAAAUGGAGAAGACGCCUUUCACUGGGUGCCACUGCCCCGGAGAGCUACCCCGUAGUCACGUUAGAAUUUCAACACAAAGAAAAAUUUGAAGGAGAAAAGAUAUUUUACGCAGGCUCAGGAGGAAGAAACAUCUUUUGAAAAGUCACUCUGGGAAGUAGUAGGUUGUAGUAGUGAUUUUAGCUGUGGUUGCCUCUUCAGUGAGCGAAGGGGGCGCUCUGAGGCCUGCUGUGUGGUGGUGCAGGGGGCAGCGGUGGCACGUGGUAACCGAAGUGAGGGCGCGCACGCCGGCCCCCGCAGGUUCCAGCCCGUGCGCGGGAGGUAUCCCUCAGAGGAACUCAGGCUGCCAAUAUCCGACCUGUUUGUGCGUGGCCGACAAUGAACGUGGUUAGGGAGGUGGGAAUUUAAGGGG
This is a messenger RNA of Kogia breviceps (pygmy sperm whale), 1827 nucleotides long. The record is from RefSeq and is a predicted model, not a curated record. NCBI's taxonomy places the organism in Eukaryota, Metazoa, Chordata, Mammalia, Artiodactyla, Physeteridae.